UUUCGCCUCGGCAAAAGACUUGUGCUGCGUUUAAAUAACUCUUAUGAGUAAACAAAGCUUCACAACAGUGGCUCAAGAACGCCUGGAAAAGCGCAAAUUUCGCAGAUGACGUCAUCAUCACAAAAGGAUCGAUCAAGAGAUUAGAAGGGAACUUUCCCAACAGCGCGGUAGAAUUAACAAGGUUACAUCCAUGAAAUUUUCUCAAAUUUAAGCGUACUGCUAUUGAGAUCGCUAAUGUCAACGACGCAAUCCCACCACCAUCUAAAAGCUGUAACAGCCACAGUAACAUUCUUAGGCCACAGAUGGAGGACUACAACAUAUUUUAUUGACUGUAAGUACAAGACAAGUACCUUCUGUGACCCAUUGGUUGAAAUGGUUUACGAAGAAAGGAAUCGAACACUUUUGAAGCAUAGUGAAGUAAACAAAACUCUAAUACGGGUCAUGAACACAUCGAUGAUUGGUAAGACGGAAACUUUUUGCGCGACGGUCAGCGAAUCCUUCCUGAAGUCGCCGCAUAAAAUGGACAUUAUAUUCGGUCUCAGUCGAUAUGUGUAUGUAAAGAGCAACUCUAUCGGCACCAGGUAGCGUAUUAUGCGCGAUGACUUCAAUAUACCAGUAAUAAACGGAAAUGAAGGGACCCAGUCGCCGCCAUCAUGGAAAACACUUGUUUUGGACUUUACAACUUUGCCGCCAAAUUUUGGACACAUUAGCUGUGCGUCCAAGAAGUUGCCGCCACCAAUGAAAGUAUAACGAUUUAGCAGCUGGUGUACAAAGGCCAAACUGGAAAACGAAACCCUCAUCGAAAUGAUAGUGUUUGUUCACAUCUCGACAACUCUUUAAGUCUCCACGUCUGCGGUAAGUUGAGAUUUUACUACCUUUGUGACAUUUUCUCAUAAUCAUAAGGUCUUUCAAUUUCACGAAGAGCAGGAAGAGAUAGCAGGCACGUGCCUUUGAUCUCUCUAAGUUCUUCCAAUUUCUCGGCGGGCUCUCGCGCAGCGCGUAGUGAUUUCGGCAACUUCGCGGUUUAGAACCUUGUUUCAGGAUGAGUGUCAUAUUCAUUUCUUCUUCCAUUUGAAACUUUCACCACAUUUUUACUAGCUUUGUUUGUUGCUUUGGAUAUAUAGCGUUUACCACAUAGGCCAUAUUCCAGUAUUCUCCAUGAUUUGUAGUAUGUUGCAGGGAAUGCAGAAUUUAUAUUUUAAUACUAAUCAGAGUUUUAUGGCAUUUUUUUCUCUGGUUAGUUUGAAUUUUUAAUUCUUAAAGGAAGCACAAGUACUUCUUUUGCCUAUCACGUCUUCAUGUAAGAUUUUCUUUUUGAAUUCUUCAUCAUUCUAUACUCAACAAGGAUGUUGCCUCUGCUUUCAUGCUCCUUCAUCUGUAUCUGAUCUCGUCGACGCUCACGGAUUCUUUCAUGUCCUCAAGCUCUAGCUUUACAUCCAAAACAGCUCAACCAAGUAACGUAGUACAGCUAAAGCGUUGUUGAAUUCUACAACAAACAAAAAUCUAAACAACAAAAUCAUAUAUACAGUGCAUCUACUCAGUGCCACAUAACAGGAAGAAGAUAGAGUGAAAGGUCUUGAAAGCAUUUAUCAAUCUUUUCCUUUUACGAUUUCCAUUUACCUUCACUGUUUUACACUACUCCCACUUUGAGGAUUUUCACGCCACUCAAACUGAGAGGAAAUGAAAAAACAAAAACAAAAACAAAAACAAAGAACAAAAACAAAAAUCGGGCGCACGAGCCAUACCAACCUCAAACAAAAUCCAUAUUCAUCAUGGACCACCAGGCCACGAGGUUCAAACUGUCCGGCAAGCAUGAAUGAAGAACUAGCCUAUCACCCCACGGCCGAACGCUAAACAAAAUCUAUGGGUCCACAUUGUCUGAUCUAAUGAGCCAACUGAGGGAAGAAAGGGACAAAUACUAUAGAUUAUAAUGACGAAAUACUGAUUCACACUGUGAAGGAAUCCAUAGGGGCCGGAUUGAUUUUAAUGAAACAUCAAUCUGCGGAAUUUCAUGAAAUUUUUUUGCAAUUGUUUUGCAGAAAACUUUACUUUGAAAUGCUGCCAGAAGAUGAGGAAAACCGACAGACAGAACAAGGAAACCCUUUUAGAUAUUGCUCGCAAGGAGAAUCCGAUCGAAGAUUGGUUGUAUUUGGAAACAGAAGUUGGUACGAAACAUCAAGAAGUGAUAUUUUGGCACCUGAAGGCCAACAGCCUGUAGAAAACAGUAACCAAGAGUUCCUCAUGGCCUUUCUGGCAUUAUUGAUCCUUUUGGCCUCCCUGGUGUUGUUGAUCCUCUUGGCCUUUCUGGCCUUGUUGAUCCUCUUGGACUUUCUAGUACUGUGGAUCCUCUUGGCCUUUCUGGCCUUGUUGAUCCUCACGGCCUUUCUGGCACUGUUGAUCCUCUUGGUUGUGCUUGUUUGGCUAUUUUGUUUGUAACUCGUAUUUUCGAUUGGUUACAAUAAGAUUUGCCUUUCAAGGGAACUCCAGGAACAGUUUAAUCAUGUAUUAAUUGGGUAUCAACUAGGUAAUAUUUGUCGAAGUAGUGAGCCAUUCACCAGAAACAUAAUUUAAGUAAUAUUGCCAACAAACGAAGUUUAUUAUUAAAGCAUUUAUGUCAUGUUAUCAAGUCUCUCUUUAAGAAUCUCGAAAAUCAUGUUGCUCUAUUCUGGUAGACCAGAUAGCUUGAUUGAAAAUUUUCCAAAUAUCUCUUACAAUAACUGUAGUUAUCAUAUAAGGGGCAAAAUUACUGAAUUGUGAUUGGUCAAGACAGAGGGCAUUUUUUCUUAA
Messenger RNA from Stylophora pistillata, 2787 nucleotides. RefSeq lists its product as uncharacterized. The record is from RefSeq and is a predicted model, not a curated record. Lineage: Eukaryota; Metazoa; Cnidaria; Anthozoa; Scleractinia; Pocilloporidae.